AUGAUGAUGCAUAAUGGAGGAGGAACAGAUGAUUAAUAGAGUAAUUAGACGCUCUUUGAUGACUUGUGCAAACUUCAAUCGCUGAUUAAACAUGAAUAAAAUUUAUAGUCGCACUUUGCGAAAGAAAAGGAGGAUUAUUGUUCUAAGAUAGCCAAUUAGCAUCAAGAAUAUUAUAAGCAAUAGUUGGCCUUCAUAAGCGAACAUAACAUAUUUAAUUAGUCAAUUGAAAAAGAUGAAUUGGUGCAUCUACCCAAAUCGACUUUGACUAAAACAGAACGUACAUUAGAGGUAAAACCACAAGUUCAAUUUGGAGAAGCGUUCAAAAGAAUACAGAGUCUUUUAUUUAUGUUGCGGGAAAAUGAGGACGUAUUCUAGGUAUUCUCUCAGAAUUUAUACAAGUUAAGCAAUAAUCUUAACGGAUCUAUACCUGAAACCUUAGUCAACUUUUUAUUCAAUGACUUAACAUAUUCCCAGGGAUUAAAUGCUAGGUUCAUGAUAAUAAUGAGAUUGAUAAUUAAGAAGGAAGUUGAGAUUGCUGAGAGUCCAGACUAAUUGCUGAAGUGCAUGGUAGAAAAGAUUUUCAAAGAGUUAAUAAAGUAGAGUGAUUCAAGAAGAUACAUCACGUACUUGUUCAAGUCAAAAUAUGAUCGUAUUGAUUUCAAUUACCUCGAUUUCAAAGAUAUUUGCAAGGUAUAUGACGGGUUAUAAAGAAAGUCAUCACUAGAUUAAGACUAAGUCACAGAAACAACUAGAGUUAAUGAUAUUGUAUUUGAAAUCGUCCACAAUGCUUCAUCCGCAGGAAAUAAUUAGCUCGACGAGACUAAUGAAUCAUCCAGCAGAGGAGCAUCUUAUAAGUCAGACAGGAAAGAAGUUGAUAGAAGAUCUUUCCCUGAAAAUAAAAACACCAGUCCUAAUCAAUCUACUCAUACUCUUUCUAAGUAAAGCUCAUCAAAUGGUAUCUCAAAUGAUACUAGAUCAAAUACUGAAAGCAUCCUGAUCACAAAUAAUGACGAGAGAUCUAGUGAGGGUAAAUCAAAGAGCACUAGAGACGCAGCUUCAUCAGCACAAUAAUCAGCAGCUACCAUUAAUAUGAUCAACCACAUGCAUGAAAUAUUGGAAGCAAUACUUGACUAGAUUUUCUCAAAAGUGAAUGCAAUGCCUUAUGUCCUCAGAGAAUUUUUCUUAGUCUUACAUAAUGAAUGUUAAUCAAAAUGGGGCCACUUAAUGAGUUAGCAAAAGUUAUUUGGUAUAAUUUCAGACUUUUUAAUUAACAAAUGGAUUGUGCCUGUCUGCUUUUUCAAACUUAGCUAAAAUGGUUUAACUAAAGACUUCUACCUAGGAGAAAAUUGCAAAUAAAAUCUAAAAUUAUUGGGUAAAUUAAUGCAAAGAAUAUUUAAGUUUGAAGAGAUUGUCUAUCCAAUAAAAGAAGAUAAAUAGCAAAAAUAUCAGUUUUAAUCAAUGAUAAUGAAUCUUAGUGAUGUCAAUUUUCUAUAUCAGUUCUUUAAGGAUUUCACUGAAGAAUUCACUACAAAGCCUAUGAGAGCAGAUUCUAUGAUAUUCUCAUAGUCAUUAGUCAAACAAUCGAAUGAAAAAAAACUUGGUCAUAUGGAUUCAUUACUUCAAAAAGACUUUUCAUCUGGCUAUGAAACUAAAGAGUAAAAAUACUUCUAUUUCUAUAAGUUUAACGAAUUGCAACCUAAAAAGAAGUCUGAUCCAACAUACUAACCCUCACCCUAUGAGAGAGUAAUUGCUGAUCUAAGUCAUGAGGAUAAAAUUAUUCAGAAAAAUCUUAAGAUUCUUCUCAAUGAAUGUGAUUUCAUUGAUCAAUAUGGUUUCAAUAUCAAGAAUAAAAACAAUAUCUCAGAGAUCUUGAAAGUUAUAGAACAGAGGGGAUUUGAGAGAGAAAUAGAUCUUUAAACAGCAGAAAGGAAUUAAAAUGUCUCUACUUUGAUAAGAUACUCCAAUUAAUUAUAUUCAAGAGUUGACUAACUUGAUUAAGAUUUCAAGUAUCUCGAACUACUGUUUAAAGUUAAAAAGAGGAGUUAGUUCAUAUAAAAUGCUAAGUUCGACCUAUGCCUUUACAGAUUUGAACCAAAUGAUUUUAUUGAAAUAACAGAAGGUGAUUAAUAAUGCAAACAUUAGCCUCAAAGAAAUGAUGAAUAAGAUCAUACAGCUCAUAAAAUGAUGAUGCAAUAGCAGUAAGCUUAGCAGGAGAAAGAAUUAAAAGAAAGAGAAAAGUAGAAAAGAGCUCCAUUAGAGGGAAACAUAGCAAUGAAGUUCCUCUUAAAAUCAGGGGAUUUUGAAAGAUUUUUAAAUAAAGGAAAGCAAGAUAAGAAUGCUGGUGAAAGAAAAUAAACAUCAAAAUAAUAAGAAGAAUUAAAGAAUUCUGCAAGUAAUAUUGCAAAUUAUGAUAAUAGUCCUCCUCAAAGAUCAGUAGAUUUCAGCAACAGAAAGUAAACUGUAACAAUGAGAGGGGCCCAGAGUAUUCAAUUAGAUAGUAUUAGUUAAAAUCAAUUACUAUCUUAAAAUAGGCCAACUGCACCAAGAGAUUAUAAGAAGUAUAAGCAAAGAAUUAAAUCUAUCAAUGACUUCAUUCAAAAGAUGAUUAAGCUCCCAAUAAUAGGAAAGGUGCUCUCAUUUGAUGAUUUAGAGUGGGCAGGGAUUAAAUAAUGCUUUGCAGAUUUUUACGAGAAAGUGAGGACAAAAGUAAUGGAAGAUGAGAUACUUAGUAGAGAUGUAGAUGAGCACAUGACGGAAAUAGCAGAUUUCAUCUGUCUUAGACUUUAUAAGAAAAUAUUUGAAAAUAAGAUGCAAUCUUAAAAAGAGUACGAAGUUUACAGUAAAAUAUAAAGUCUUUAAUGGCUUAGUCCUGAUGCUUUUGGUAUUUAAAGUGAUACUUUGACAAAGCCUAUGUGGGAUAGUGCAGUUCGGGAACUUUGUUUCAGACUUAUUGAUUCAACAUUCUCGCUAUUUAGCACAGAAGAAGGAAUAAACACUGCAUGUGCUGAUGAUAUGCUUCAAAUAUUCCCCUAUAUUGUAUUAAAAGCUAAAAUAGAGAGACUGCUAGGCCACUUAAAGAAAAUUCAAGAGGCAAACUAUCAAAAUGAGGACUUCUUUGAUAUGCAGGCAAAACAAUUCCAUGAAAUCAGGCUUAAAAACAAGUAUGAUUAAUGUCUUAGAUGCAAGAAGUGGCAUUCUCCUAUAGAGGAAUGUACGCUUAGCAAAAACAAUAGUCUAAAUGAUGCAAAUAAAACUGAGUAAGAAUGA
Stylonychia lemnae is the source of this 3267-nucleotide messenger RNA. The record is from the annotation of a GenBank genome assembly. Lineage: Eukaryota; Ciliophora; Spirotrichea; Sporadotrichida; Oxytrichidae.